AUGAUAAUUUUAUGGCAGAAUUUGAUCUACGUAGCCGACCCCAUUCAUUGCAGCUUUUCUACCGAUGGAAGUACUAAAGCGCGGAGAACUUUAGCGAUCAUAAAGCCGGAUGGAUUGCUCGGUAACUACACAGAUGAUAUCAAGAGAACAAUUUCAGAAUAUGGUUUCAGCAUUGUCAAGGAACAAAUUGUUCAACUUGGCGAGGCGACUGUGAAAAGAUUUUAUGCAGAACACUCUUCAAAAAGCUUCUUUUCAAGCCUAGUUAAAUACAUGACAAGUGGACCAGUGUUAGUCAUGGUUUUGGAAAAGGAUAAUGCUGUUGCUGAUUGGCGCGCUUUAAUGGGUCCUACUGAUGCAAGCAAGGCCAAGAUUACUCACCCUCACAGCAUUAGAGCAAAAUGUGGAUUGGACACUGAAAAAAAUUGUGUUCAUGGUUCAGACUCUACCAAAUCUGCACAAAGAGAGAUACUAUUUUUCUUCGACGAGCUCGCUCUAGAUGCAAUUACAGAACACGAUGAAUUAAUGCGCAUAGUUUAUAGUUUUGGCAUCUGUCAUGAACAUCCUGGCACAUUUGUAUUGACUUACAUAAGAAGUACAAAUCCACACCAUGAGUACAUUGGUCUUUACCCCAAAGGAUUCAGGUUCCGCAAAAAGAUGUUUGAGGAUAUUGACCGGCUUGUGGCAUAUUUUCAAAGGCACAUCGAUGAUCCACAAAAUGAUUCAGCACCUUCCAUUAGGUCAGUAGCUGCAAUGGUGCCAAUGCGAAGCCCUGCUACUGGUGGCUCAUCAGGAGCAUCUGGUGCAGUAGCUGCUGGUGCAGUACCUUUAAUUUAA
Messenger RNA from Lathyrus oleraceus (garden pea), 834 nucleotides. RefSeq names its product probable nucleoside diphosphate kinase 5. Gene Ontology annotation, molecular function: nucleoside diphosphate kinase activity. Bases 1 to 834 code for a protein of 277 amino acids. Gene Ontology annotation, biological process: CTP biosynthetic process; GTP biosynthetic process; UTP biosynthetic process. NCBI's taxonomy places the organism in Eukaryota, Viridiplantae, Streptophyta, Magnoliopsida, Fabales, Fabaceae. The record is from RefSeq and is a predicted model, not a curated record. The transcript has 5 exons.